AAAAAAUAUAGAAAAGGAGCUAAUGCAAAUGGCAAUGCUAAAGCAAGGCUGUUUAUUGUAACAAACCAAAGGCAGCCGCAGCUUUGCUUUUGGGAAAAGCAGAAAUAUGCCCGAACUGGAAGAACUGCUAUAAUAACGAGCUGCUGCUCGACGUCCACGUUGUCGUGCGACGAUGGCAGUCUCUCAGGCGUUUUCCUUCCCUUUCUUGUCGUCACUUCCGGUGUUUUGCUUUCUUCUCCUCGGUUGGCGCGCCUUGGUCUUCCGCCUUGAGACCUGCAACCCAAGUGGAAGUCGGAAGACGGAAUGUUGGAUUGCAAACACCAUAGCGAGCAGAAGAGGCAACCAAAAAUGUCCCUGUACGUCACUGAAAGAAGCCACAUUCCACAGUGACGUAGAUGAUUUGCUCCGCGGCGUCCUGCACCUCGGGUCCGAAUUCGAGGAGCCGAAACUCGUCCUUCCACCUGCUCCAGCAGCAGGCGCAGGUGAACCCACAGGGACACCAAAAGAAGUAUGCGAGAAAGCAACUGCGGAAAGAACAGGUCUGCACCCAUGGGGAAUCGAUAUUUUUCUGUACGAAAAUUUCUUCAAGAAAUCUUCGGAUAGACCACCGGUCUCGUCAAAACGUUUUGGGCUACAGAUUGUGGAUAACGCUACGAAGAGGCUGCAGUUUUUCAGUGACUGCGCCGGGUGGAGUGACACAUGCCGAGUUAUCGAUACGCACGGAAACCGAAGGGAAGCUAGUGGCUCAAGCAAUACCGAUACCUCAGGUGGCGAUGGAAGCUCCAGCCCGUCCUGUUCCGCGCCGUCCAUUCCUGAGUGCGCACCCUCCAAGCUCCGAGUGGAGAACAAUCACAUGUUGAGCGAAUGCAUUUCCAAAGUCAUCUCCACAUCUACUUCAUCUGCCAGUGAAAUCGACUUACUCUUUCUUGACCUGUCCGGCUCCCACGAAAACGCUAUCCACAAUUUCGAUUUAUCAAAAACCAAGAUCGAAUUCGUGCUGAUUCGAUUCGACAAGCAGAACCGCGGCAGUAUGGAUUUGUGGUUCGAGCGCAUGGGGUAUGUGCACGUGUACACACUCGGUUUCGCGUACCGGCUGUUCAAGAAGCGCGGUUGGCGGAUGCCGGUACCGGGACCAGACGAUCCGAAAUUGUGCGGGAAAGCAUCGGUGACUCUGCAGAAUCCGUACUGCGCGCCGAUUCCGAACAACGAGAACCUGGAAACGAUUGCGCACUUCGAGAGGCUGGUUGGCACAGAGGAAUUUCGAAAAGGGGCGACGAGUUUGAAAGCGCCGUCGUGGAGCAUCGAUGGAAGUAAAAGUAAAACGGCCUUCGCGGCGGGCGCCCCCUAUCUCUCUGAGGACACGCAGAUUUUGCCUUCUAAGACUUCCGAAGCGGCUGCCGCGACGUUUUCCUACUCCACGCCUUUGGUUUCCCCCUCGAAGUGGUUGGUCGAGAAGGGAAAUGCUGCCAAACUCCUCCCCGUAACAAUAAAGCCCGAAUACAAGGAGUUUUGCAUGAACAUAAUGGAGGGAAAGUCGGAAAGCGGUUUCGCCCAGUUUUGGCAGGACUGGAUGCUGUAUCGGAACUUCUUCGCAGGAAAGACGGGAAAAGGAUUCUUGUACGUCGACGUCGGGACGAACGACGCCAUAACGAUUUCCAACACGGUAUUUUUCGACAAAUGCCUCGGUUGGGAGGGGGUUUGCUUCGAGCCGCAACAGCGGUACCAUAGCAGAAUUCGGGAGAAGCGAGGCUGCAGAUUGGUGCCGCAUUGUGUUUCCGCGAAAGAUGAGGUGGUCGCCACAAGUGGGGGCGAUGUAGUGAUGACUGUGCAACAGAGUGGUUCCUCCAGCAGCGGAUCGGCAGCGCUCACCGCAAAAACCGAGCGCAGGUGCGUGGGACUGCGAGAGGAGCUGAAGCGGCAGAGUCUCGAAGGACGGCAGAUAGACGUGCUGUCGAUUGAUAUUGAAUCGUACGAGAACGUAGUGCUGCGCUGUAUAGACCUGGAAGCGUUGAAAGUACAAGCGGUGGUGAUCGAGACCAACAAACAGAACAGGGAUUUAGUGGACGCGUUUUUCCUGGAAAGGGGGUUCUCGAAAGCGUUUGUAAUGAUUCUGAUUUACACUUUUUUACUACUACUUCGUUCGUAGUAAGUUGGUUUUGUUCCACCCUGUUUUUGAUUUUGUAACUCGUAUUGCGAAGUGGAAUUAGGAAUAGGAUAAGCAAGCAUGCUUUUUACUUUAUUUUUGCAGGUUUUCUUUGGUAUCGACGACCUCUACGUGCGGAACGCUGCAUUGCCUUCCACCGGAAAAACGAACUAUGUGUUGCCGCCUACUUUCCCUUCGUUGAGUCGAAUCGACCACAGACGAGAGUGGAUUUGUCCCGCAGAUGCUGUCGCUGCCCCAAAUAAUAAACUCGGCGCGCCGACGGCGACACCCUCGAGAAGUAACGCAGUAGAUUCAUCAGCUACAACUGGGAGUGCGGCAGCUCCAGUCUUCCGGCUGGUUUCCAACACUUUCUCCGGAUACGUGGUCUCGCUUCCGAUGUCUAUUUCUGGUGAAGUAGCCCCAGCCGCCGACUCGGCUCUGUACCUGGAUCCUGCACAGGCGUUUUCUGCCUCCUCCCCAGCCUCCGCACAAUCCCUCGCCGAGGGCAAACUCGUUUUCCCUCCGGAGAUUAAAUCGGUAAUAGUAAACGUGGGCAGCAAUAUCGAUCCGCCGCAGCCGGACGCGAAGGAUGGAUCCGAGGCCGUGAUUGCGGUGGAGCCAAUCGUCGCAGUCGCCAGCGAGAUCAUUCCAUACGCCAAGAAGAGAUUGUCAGCUUCUUUCUCGUUCCCGUGUGCGAAAGAGGACGCAACUUCAACCGGGCAGAAGUGUUUGGACCGUCUCUUCGUCCUCCCCGGUUGCUUUGCGAGUAGUGGCGGGGGUUUCCGGGGCUUCAAGGUGCGUAACGAUCUCGGCGCGAGUAGUAGUCUGGCGGCGCCAGCGGAUAAAAACGCAGAGUGGAAUAAACGAACGAUGAAAGGGGGGAGCUUGGCAGUCGUGCCACUUCUGGGUAUUGCAAGUUUGUUCGCGGCUAUCCCGGAGACGGUAGCGGUAAAGUGGGUAAAAACAGACAUGCAGGGGUUCGACUUUGAAACCGUGAAAUCCAUGACAUCUUCCGCUGCAAGGAAAAGUCGGACUCGGAGUCCUGAAAGCCAGCAUCUCUUGGGCCCCCGCCUGCCUUCCUUACGUACCGAGGUGUACUGCCAAGGCGCUGCAACGUAUGUUGGCGCCAAAAACGACUUGCUGAGGGACUUCAUCCCUUUAAUGCUGUCCGAAGGUUACACACUAUCUGGCGCAACCGGCUGCGCAAAGACAGAACUGAAGAAGUGCCCGGAGCUCUUUCGGGUAUCUCCUUCUUUACCAGCGGCAACAGCAAGAGCAGAGGCAGUUCAGAGUAAGACCUCGAUGGAGUACGAAUACUUCGAGUCCGAAACCGGUACGGUCGAGGUGGUAGGGGAUAUAUCGACGGCUUCUGGGCUGAAAGUCUUUCUGGAAAAGCUGGAGAAAUGUCGGACGGAAUUGCGAGCCGGAGGCGUUGGGACAAACAGGGGAGGGUUAUUUGGAAAGCUGUUGGGACUGUUUACCGGCUCCAAGGGACGAAGUGGAGGGACAGGGAUCUCCGGGAGCUUCUCCGAAGGGGACGCAGACUGGAAAUUUAUCAAGCGACCUGGGUACUUAAAUUUAUGCUUUUACUCUGCUAUUCUCGUUCUCUGGAAUGUAUAUAGUUUGUGCCAGCACUUCAGUACGACGCGCCUGGGCAAAUAGAUCCAGUAAAAGUUUGCUAAUCUCAGCGGGAUUUGUUUCCUACCGCUCACUUUCAGUGUAAAUCAAGAAACACUCCACGAACAGGACCUCUGCGACUUCACCAGAUGUGUCAGCAGCCCCCUCAGCUGCAAAGGACCUCGUCGCCCUGGACGCAGUUUCGAAUCCUCCAUCCUCAGUAGAGGUUUUGCGUGACAUUCAGGAAACAGAACUACACGUCCAGCUGGGGGGUGCGACGGACCCGGCGGAGGACUCGUUGGACGAGAAAGCCAUGACGACUUCCAGCACUUCAACUUCUGGCACAGCACGAGCUACAGUGGCCGCACGGAUAAUAACUGAGCCUGUGUUGUCGCGCUGCAGGGACCUGCACGAUCGCGGAGCCUCUGCAAAGGAGGGCACGAAGGAUGGGGUUUCUGGAGAUACGACUUCUAAGCAGCCGAUGAAGCGGUACGUAGUGUGCGCGCUGAUGGCUCCUGGGAUUCCAGGGGUGCGAACGCUUUGGCAGAGAAGCUCCUCUUCUAGCAGUGUAGGUCUCGAUUCACACAAGCCCGCUUUCGUCCCGACGCUGCCGCUUAGUCGCCUGCUCGACUCACUGCCGAAGCGACCAAAAUCCCUGACAGUGUCCAGUGAGAGUGAUUUGGAUUUUUUAAAUUUGUCAGUUAGCAGCGGCAGUGCGGACAAUAUCUUCGCGAAGCCAAAAUGGUUUCCUCCUCGUAUUCUGCUCCGACUGACGACGGGAAACGCGGCUGAGGUGUUUUGCGGGACGGGACGGUGGCCGAAACUGCUGUCGGACAGGGGGUUUGCUUUCACGAACAAAGAAGCGCUGCGGGGAAGGUUGAAAGAGGAGCGAGGCCUCAUUCCAGAUUGUGGUAGCGGGAGCACGACAAGUUCUGGCGCAGUGGCAGCAACCGCCGAAAAGCAGAAGAAAACUUUUUUCAUCGCGAGCUGGGAAAGGAUCAUUUAAGGCUUACAGAAAUUAGUUCCUACCCUUGUUCCCGAAAACUUAGGUUUGAAAAAAAUGGAAAUAAACCGCGAGGGGGGUUUAGCUUGCACAUCUUCGCAGUCGCUUGGAAUGGCCGAAGGCCAUGAAGGGCGUGGCUGGGAAGCAGCCAGCGCGCGAGCUUGGGGGAGAACGGGCAGCCGUCUUCGGGGGGGCUGCCGCGCUUCUCCUGCCGGGCUGCCAGGAGUGGGCCUUACGCUCCUGCUCGUUGAAAGCGCGUGGCUUUCAAGUGCCCUGCUAUUGGAAAUGAAUUAAGUAUUUGCAUUGCCUUAGCAUAGGAAGUAUUUUCUUUGUUGUGCUAGUAUAUUGCAAGCAAUUCGUGUUCAGCGCCAGGUCGUUGAAAGCAAUGCGCCUUCAAUGUCAGGGGUCGCCCAGCAGCUGCCACACUCUAGCCUUUCGGAAAUGCGUUCCCAAGGUUUGCCGGAAAUCCUGGGAGCAUAUUUCGGCAAGGCCCCCACGUCGGCUUUGUGCUCUGGCCGGCAGUAGGUCUGAAGACCUCGCGCAAAAUCAUCCGACGUCGGGGAGAUAAAGAAGUGCGCCCCUGGGAUUUUCGCCGCGUCGAGACCUGGGAUCAUAGUUCUGCAAAGCCCCCUCGUAAGAUGAUGCUGCGCGGGAUUUUCUGUGUUUCAAGGUCAGAACACAAACUCGAGUAGCACUCUCGUGCUCUGGCUUGCAGAACUGUGCUCCUAAGAUUUGCUGACAUCGAACUCAAGUCCGAGAAUUCCUCAGAUGCGAGCUCACAUCCGAGAACUCCUCACAUGUAGACGCAGUACGCAAAUCCCAGGAGCGCAUUUCUUUGAGACACGAAAGCCGAAGCUGUAGGAGCGCGAGUUCUGCUGUGCUCUUAGGUAAAGAAAACUCGCGCAGCAGCUUUUUCCUCCUGGCCUUCUAGAAGUGUGCUUCUGAACACAUCUGCAGAGCGAUCUGCUUUGUCUUCUAGGGAGAAGACACAGCUUCUUCUAGAAGAAGAAGCAGCUUCUUCUAGAAGCUGCGUCUUCUAGAAGAAAAAAAGCUGUGUCUUCUACAGGAAGACCAGCCUCAUAGAAGAAGACAAAACUUCGCGUUUUCUUCUAGAAGAGGACGCAGCUUCUUCUAGAAGAAGAAGCUGCGUUUUCUUCUAGGAACUCAGUUUCUAGAAGAAAACUUUUUUCAUCGCGAGCUGGGAAAGGAUCAUACUAGAAUCGUAGCAGCAGAUAUCGAAGGAAAAAAGUGUUACAGUUACACACGACAUCGAAAAUAGCGUAUUUUUUCAAGGGCAGGCUAGAACUUUUUUCGAGCCGCGGCUACCUGUCAUGCCUAUUGCGUUUUCAUUUUCGUGUCAGGCAAAAAGGAGGCCUCCACGUAGCUGCGGCUGCUUCAGUUCACUGGAAUAGCUAAGAAGGCAAGCUGCUACAUGUCGCGGACCUGAUUGAGAACUACAGUGACUGAUAGACCGGGCGGCGGCAGAAUGUCUCAGCGAAACAAUAGAGCGGGCCAAGGUCAAAGCGAUGCUUUCGACCUUGUGAUGGACAAUGCCUGCUGUUUCACUUAGUUGCAAAUCUGAUGAACCGCAGCGACCGUUUUUGACGCCUCCAGGCCGACUUGCGCAACGGCGACACGCACGGGAGCGAAAAGUGCAGAACAGCGCUCGCUGGCAUUUGACGCGACGAGCGGGCGCGUUUGCAGUGCCAGCCUUUUCCUUCCCAUCGUGGUCAUGAUGGCUCUACGUAAUUUGCCCUUUCCUGGCCAAAUCGACGCCCUGUCCCGAAUGCCAACUUUCCACCCGGAUUGCAAAAAAAAGUGAUACACACUGUAUUUUUUUGAGGGGUCAAAGCAAGGCCAGAAAAAAUAGCAACUGUAUCACUUUUUUUUCCAUGUGUAACACUUUUUUCACCGGGCGGAAACCAACUUCGAUAUUUUUCUCCCCGAGCGGAACCUUGAUACUUUUUGAAAUGUGUAACACAGUAAGUCGCAGAAGGCCGUGGGGGUUCGCAAAAAAACUGCUGUGUUACACACCAAAAAGUGCAACUUUGGCCAGCCCUCAAGGGAGGGUCAAAAUGUGGGUGAUUUUGCGCAAGAGGUUGCCGCUUUUUUUUCCAAAUGUGUAACACCUCGACUGAAAGCAAACACGCGAAAGCGCGAGUCUUCAGCUGGAGGCUCUGCGUCAAGUUUGCACACCACGCAAAAGAAGCUGGCCCCACGUCCGUGAUUGAAUUUCAGGGAUCCUGCGGGCGCAGGCUGCUCCGUGGGUGUCUGAGAACAUAAGAGCAGAAGAAAACUUUUUUCAUCGCCAGCUGGGAAAGGAUCAUACUAGAAUCGUAGCAGCAGAAGUAGCAAACUGAAAAAAACCUUGUGAAGAGUGAUCGCUAAAAAUGCAAAUUCUUGUAAACCCCACCCGAACUACGCCUCAAAAAAUGAUUCUCUUAAUUGAUGCAAAUAAAUCAAAAAAGCAGCAACCUUCGGGUAUUGCUACCUCCUUUUGAGUCCAAAAAACUGCGACAUUGAC
Molecule: messenger RNA, 7287 nt
Organism: Amoebophrya sp. A120
Lineage: Eukaryota; Dinophyceae; Syndiniales; Amoebophryaceae
Source: the annotation of a GenBank genome assembly